ACCCUUCCAUUUUUAUUCCAUCCUUUCUCACUUGUCUCCUUCUUUGAGGUCUCUCUUCUAUUUCUUAAUUUUGAUCAAGUGUUGAACAAUAUAAUGGGUGAAAUAUCUUGCUCUGCUAAUGGGAAUGGAUUGAAUAAUGGAAAUGGACAUGCAGUAAUUGUAGGUCCAAUUAGAAAGAGUUGUUGGUAUGAAGAAGAGAUUGAUACUGACUUGAGAUGGUGCUUUGCUCUCAAUAGCAUUUUGCAUACUGGUGCCACCCAAUAUCAAGACAUUCAACUCUUGGACACAAAGCCCUUUGGGAAGGCUUUGGUCAUAGACGGGAAGCUUCAAAGUGCAGAGAUAGAUGAAUUUAUCUACCAUGAAUGUCUUGUCCAUCCAGCUCUCCUUCAUCAUUCAAAUCCUAGAAGCAUAUUCAUUAUGGGAGGAGGUGAAGGUUCUACUGCCAGAGAAUUGUUGAGGCACAAGACAGUCGACAAAGUUGUAAUGUGUGACAUUGAUGAAGAGGUGGUGGAAUUUUGCAAGUCAUACUUGGAGGUUAACAGAGAAGCUUUCUCUGAUCCUAGACUCGACCUUAUUAUCAAUGACGCCAGGGCUGAGCUAGAGAGGAGGGAAGAGCAUUAUGAUAUUAUAGUAGGAGAUUUAGCAGACCCUAUAGAAGGAGGACCAUGUUACCAGCUUUAUACAAAAUCCUUCUAUGAAUUCAUUGUUAAACCUAAACUUAAUCAAGGCGGUAUCUUCGUCACUCAGGCAGGACCAGCAGGAAUUUUCAGCCAUACAGAAGUCUUUUCCUGCAUUUUCAAUACUCUAAAACAAGUUUUCAAAUAUGUUGUGCCUUAUUCAGCUCAUAUUCCAUCGUAUGCUGACACUUGGGGAUGGGUCAUGGCAUCAGAUACUCCAUUUGUUAUAAGUGUGGAUGAACUAGACCUGAGAAUGAAGCAGAGGAUGAAAGGGGAGAACAGAUAUCUUGAUGGGAAAACAUUCACUUCAGCCUCUACAUUGAGCAAAGCUGUUCGAAACUCACUGGAAAAUGAGACUCAUGUUUAUGCAGAAGGGAAUGCAAGAUUCAUAUAUGGACAUGGAAGACACAAUCAAGCAAUGAUAUGAUGGAAUAUAAGUUAAAAGGGGUGCCCCUUGAUUAUAGCGUAUAGACCAAAAAGUAAAAAGACUGCCAAGUUGGGAACUUUUCUACUUUUCUUUUUUCAUCUUAUGCUUUCACCUUCUGGUUUUAACUGAAAGUUAUCUAGUAUUUCCUUUUCUUGUUUUUUUCUUUUUUGUUGGAAGUGGUGGGGAGUUCUAUAAGUAGUUACUCUAAACUCUAAAGGAGAGAGGAGUUAUGGCUUAUGGAUAUUUCUUGUUCUUUCUGAAUUGGAAUAUGGUUAAUAGAAUAUUACUCUAUCUUUUAAUUCAA
Molecule: messenger RNA, 1408 nt
Organism: Nicotiana attenuata
Lineage: Eukaryota; Viridiplantae; Streptophyta; Magnoliopsida; Solanales; Solanaceae
Product: thermospermine synthase ACAULIS5-like
Exons: 10
Coding region: 94-1104 (336 amino acids)
Biological process (GO): polyamine biosynthetic process
Molecular function (GO): thermospermine synthase activity
Source: RefSeq, a predicted model, not a curated record